UAUAUAUGUAUAUAUAUAUAUAUAUAUAUAUAUCUAUAUGUGCCUAUAGGUAUAAUAUGCUGCUCAUUUGACUUUUCAAAGAUUGUUUACAAGCAAUCGCCAAUACAGAGCAUAAGCAUUACAAUAUAAAUAAUUUAUAAAAUAAAAAUAUUAGACUGGUUAACCAUAAGAUUAAUCCAAAUAAUAAUAAAUAAUAAAAGUGUUGUGUGAUAAAAUGUACUAAGCGUCUCUUUCAAUGUCCUGCUGGCGCUGGAUUGAUUGCUAUAACGCUUAUAACGACAGUCAUUUGGCAAGCCACUUGUUGCGUCUAGGUUAUGGUGUCAUAAACAAUUGUUAUCAUGGUGAUAAAAUUAACAAUAAAUUGAUUAUUAGUAAUCAUAAUGCAAGAUCGUGUUGUUGGAGGCAUGGAGGCUCCUGGUAUGAGCCUCUUCCAGGGCUCCGAUAGCAUUAAAAUAAGUACUAUUGUACACAGGCAAGAGGAGGAUGAGGAACAGGAGGAUUUGAAGCGACGUAAUGAAGAGAUCAAAGAUAUUUUGACAAAUGCCUUUGAAGAUUUGGACGAGGAUGAUGAAGUGAGCUCGGUUAACAGCAGCAAUUUUCAUGAUACCCGAGAUGCAGACCCAGAUGUCAGCAAUAGCCUAGUAAAUAACUGCUCAAAAAGUCAAAUAAUUAACAAUGACAAGGCAGCGCCUACACUGUCGCAAUAUCAAAAAGACUUUGGCAUCUAUACGUCCGAGGGGAAAACUAAUUAUGCCAUGAGUACUCCAUAUUAUACUGGUAAAACGAACUCCGAUAUGCAGCGCGAGUUUGAUAUCUAUGGGCAAUUAGGGACACCGCGUACGAGUAAUAGAGACAACAACUCGUUAAAUUCUAUAGCUGAAAGUCCGUAUGAGUUGCCACGACCACCGAGUCUCACGAAUCCAAUGACAUUUCCGAAUGAUUUGAGAGCGCAAAUAAAUGAUGGGUACACUUUACUAGACAAUUAUCCAUCAAAUUACGAAACUCCGUCUAAUCAUUUCGAUACACAGAAUGCUAAAUACUCAAACAAUGGAUACAUCGAGCCUUACGACAAUAAUAGUCCGCUAGAAAAAAUUAAAGAGGUUGGCAGUGGUGAAAAUGACGUUGGCUCUGAUCAUUACAAUCAUUGCUACAAAGUCAGUCCCAAUGGACGACCGGUUAUUAGUAAUGACACAAACGCUUACAAAACUGCUGAGUACAAUAGCAAAGAACAGCUAGAAGUACUUUAUUCGGUGAGGAUGCGCGAGAUCCAGCGGCUGACUGAGGAAUUACAGCAGCUGCAGCUGGAAAAGGAGGAAGAAAAAAAUCAGCUCUCAAGGAAGCUGGCGUUAACUCAAGCUGAGGUCGAGAGAUCAAAUUUGUCGAGGAAUCAGGCUCAGAACGCUCUGAUUGACGCCAAGGCGGAAAUCGCUCAACUUCAGGGACAGAUAGACGGGUUUAAAGAAAAAAUAUCUGUUUUGGAGAAGACCAAUAAAAAUAUGAGCGAUGAAUUGAAAGUCGCGAAGAAUUCAGUUGUUGAUUUGCAGCAGAAAAUAGCUGUGUUGGAAAGAGUACAAAGUUUACAAGCUAAUGAUAAGACUCAUGAAAAGUUUUUGAAACAGGCGCAAGAAAAACACAGUAUUGAAAUGAAAAAUAUGCAGACGCAGAUUGAUUUGCUCACUGAUAAGCUUAAUGAGAAGGAGUCAAUGUACGUGAGUUUAGAGCAUAAGUUAGCGGAAGUAAGACGAGCGCAUGAAACAUUGAUGGUUGAAAAAGGCGACACGAUGAAUCGACUGUCAAAGGCAUUGGAAGAAAGUCAAAUUCAAUGUCGUAAUCUCAUGGCAACUAAUAAUGCUCAGGAAAUUAUGCAGUUGGAAAAUCGUGUUAAAAUAUUGACCCAGGAAAAAGAAGAAGUCCUGAAGACAGUUCAAGAAUUAAAACAUAAAUUAGACGUAGCUAAAAGUGAUGCCCUGCAAUAUGAUUCACUGUUGACGUCAACGAUGGAAGAAGAAUCGGAUUCUAUUAGGCAAAUGAAGCUCGGUGAGCUGCAUAAUAAAUCAAGAAACAAAUCGGGCGAAGAUAUCACGAAUAAAUUACGGGGUGAAUUACAGAGAUGUAUCGCUGGUCAAGCAAUAAAACGUAAGGAGAUAACGCGACUGGAGAAUACAUUAGCUCAGAAGGACAAAGAGCUUGAGAAGGCUUAUUCACGAGCCGAUACUUGCCAACAAGAGGCCGCCCGUUAUGCAAAGCGUGUCAAUGAACUCGAGCAUGAGCUUAAUUCUUUUAUCAGUGAUCACUCGAUAAAAGCGACAAAUCAAAUUAAAAAAUUAACAGAACACCUGACUGAAGUGAGGGAACAGAAUGCGACGUUGAUGCAUGAAAAAACUAGACUGCAGGAAAAAUUAGAGGAAACUUUAGCAAAUCAAGAGGAAACCAUUCGUAAAAUUCAGCAUGAGACUAUGGCGCAGCAGGAGAAAGAAAUAAUUGGUGAGUUUAAUAAAGAGUACCUGGAAAUUCAUGACAAGGCCGUUGAACGUGCUCGUCAAGAAGCGCAUCUGGAAAUAGUGCAAUUAACCGUGCAAUUAGAGCAAACACAAAGAGAACUUGAUCGCGUUAAGGAAUUGUACAUAGAAGUUUGCGGGACAAAAGAACAGUUGAUAAAUGACCAUAAGGAGGAAAUUAAAACGUUGAAAGAGACUUAUACCAAUUUAGAGAUGCAGAAACAGGAGAUCGAUUAUGUUAAACUGGAGCUUGAAUCGCAAAUUAAAAUUACCCAGCGAUUGACUCACGAGUGUGAGUCUUAUAAAAAAAAAAUAAUUGAAUUAGAGAAGGAUUUGAGUUAUGAACGCAAGAAGAAAGUUGAGUAUGCGCGAAAAAUUCAUGAGGAAAUUGAGCGAGCUAAAGAAGAAGCACUUGCUGAGCUUCGCAAUGCUUAUCCUGAACGACAAAUCAGUAUUCUGUUACCUGACCAUUGCUCUGAACAUUCAGAUAAAAUAGCCCAGCUGGAAAGUGACUGCAAACGUCUUGAAGAGAAGCUGUCGAGUGCCGUCAAGGAUCAAGAAAAAAUGACUGAACUUGAGAGAAAUUUAGAUGAAGCGAAAAUAAAAAUAGCACAGAUGGAAAUUUCUCAUGAAACGAUGAAGAGAAAAUAUAGUAAUAUCGUUAAUGAAAGAAAUGAUUUAUUGGUGAAGUUGUCGAGACGUGAGCAUCAGUUGUCUGACUCAAAACACAGUAGUGAGACCAAGGAAGCUCAUCAAGCAAAUUUGUCUGCUAAAAUAAAUUUAGAAAAUGAUACGUUGAAAAAUUUGUGUGAAAAUUUACUGAAGGAUAAGAUUGAAUAUCAGACGAGGAUCGGCGAGCUGGAAAACCAAUUGACGGAAUGCAAGAAUAAGAUUGCGUAUUAUGAAAAUAAUGUAAGUAGGUCACAUGAUAGUUUAUCGAAUACGCGAAAUGACUUGGAGAAGGAAUUGAAUCAGUACAAAGAACUGGUGAGGAAGCUUACUGACCAGUUGAAUAGCAGCAAAAAUGGCCGUAGAGAUGAUAUGGAUGAACAGAAAGUAAAACAGCUGGAACUUGAACUCAAAGAAAAGGAAGCACAGCUUCAACGGCUGAAAGAUUUAGAAAAAAUAAAAGAUGAGAGAGAUAGUUUGAUAACAAAAUUGAAAAAUCAAGCUAAACAGUUUGAAGAGUAUGUUAAAAAUCAAAAACAAGUUUCUGCGGAAUUAAAUUUGUCACCACGGAGUACUAUUGAAGCCAAUGAUCUUCAGAGGAUGCGUGAGAUGUCUAUUAAAACAGUGCGCGAAGAAAUGGAACAAAAGGUCGCCGAAGAGCUGAGAAUAAUCGAGGACCAACAUCGUGCUAAAGAAAAAACUAUCGAAGAUCGAUAUAAAAAUAUCCUGUCGGAAUUGAAUCUCAAGUAUGCGGAAAAGACUAAAGAACUGGAAGCCAUGAGCGAAGCCAUGCUGACGGAAAAAAUAAAACUGCAGUCGUCUUUCAAAGCUCAAGAACAAAUCGUAACUCAGAUGAUUGAACAAAAAAUUACUGAGUACAAACAAGAAUUGUUGACCCGUAAAAUUACCAUUGAAAAUUUACAAGUUCAGUUGAGACAGAAAGAGAUUGAUAUUGAAGAAGUUAAAAACGUUAUGGCGCAAGUUAUGCCUGCCUGGGCUGCAGAAAAUCAAACGAUGAAGGAAAAUGAAGCUAAGAUGCAAGAAGAAAUUAAAAAAUUAAAAGAAAUGGAGGGUAAAUUUAAUGAUGAGAUUAAUAGAUUAAAACAAAAAGAAAAAGAAAUGAAAAACAGUAUUGACACAUUGAAACAUAAGUAUCAAUCAGCUAAAACUACUGCCAAUAAUUAUAAGGAGUACGCGGAACAAAAGGAAAAAUUUUUAAUGGGAGAGUGUAAACGAAUUGAAGAUGGUUACAAAAAAGCUAUAAAUCAAGUGCAACAAAAUGUUGAUGAAAUCGUUAGUACUCAGGAGUUACAGAUGAAAGAAAAAUUAAAAGAACUUGAAAGUCAGUAUGAAGAAAAGUUGCGGCAAACGCGGCACAAAAUUAAGUACAAAGAUAAACGUUGAGGUAUAAAAUAUUAAUUAUAUCUAUAUGUAUGUAUAUAUAUAAAAAUAUACAUACAUAUACAUAUAUAUAAAUAAUAUAGGUACGCAAUACUAGAUCUGUUUCCAGUGAAUGCCUUUUUUCUCGAUUUAGAAGAGGCUAGUUAUUUUUUAAUACAAAGCACUUUAUCGUACAACAAUUAUCUAAAUAUUAUUAUUAUUAUUAUUAUAUAUAUUACAAUUUUAAAUAUUAGAACAAUUAAGAACGAACAAAAAAUAAUU
Messenger RNA from Microplitis demolitor, 4829 nucleotides. RefSeq names its product centrosomal protein of 152 kDa. NCBI's taxonomy places the organism in Eukaryota, Metazoa, Arthropoda, Insecta, Hymenoptera, Braconidae. Bases 381 to 4571 code for a protein of 1396 amino acids. Gene Ontology annotation, cellular component: centrosome. The record is from RefSeq and is a predicted model, not a curated record. Gene Ontology annotation, biological process: centriole replication. The transcript is spliced from 5 exons.